UUGACAGAGUUUUUUCUAAUAAAAUUCGAUUUUCGUUUUCAUUCUGUCUUACCAUCAUCAUCAUCAUCAUCAUCAAUAUUAUGAUUGAAAAAAUCGAAAUCAAUGAAUUUAAUUCCAUCAAAACAAAACUUUUGUACAAAUUAUCUUUAUUUAACGGAAAAAUCUUUACGUGACGAUGAUUUUCAGAGAAAUUUACUAUUCAAAUUAUCACUAUCCAAAUUGGAUUCAAAUAAAGAAAAUGUUUUGAUCAAGUUUUUGCUUAAAUUUUUUCGAUUCAGAGCUAAAAACCAUCGUAAAAGCUAUUAUUUCAAGAAUUCCACUCAAUUUUUGCGAUUCUUUACUGGAAUUGUUCAUUAUUGUCCAAAAAUAAUCCUAGAUCAACUUGUUGAUUCUAAUGUUGCCAAACGAUAUCACAUUGUUUUACUUUUAAAGUCUGUUAUCAGCUUACUAAUUUUGAAAAAUUAUUCAAUCAACAUCAUAUUUCUAUCAAAAAUUAAUCAAUCAUCCGAAUUUUCUCAUUUUAUUUUGGAAUCAUUUUUAAAUUGCUUUUCGGAUGAACAUCAUUCAAUAAGGCGGUUGUUUAUUGAAAUUUCACAAUUAAUGUUAAAUUGUUCUUCAGAAUUACUAGAUUCUUCUAUCCAUAAAAGCCUAAACGAAAGGAUUUGUCAUCUUUGUAUAAAUGAUCAUGAAAAAGAACUUCGUCUUUUGUCAUUGGAUGUUCUAGAGAAAUUGGCUCAUUGCCGUCCUGAGAUUUAUUGUAAGAAAACAUUCGAAACUUUGAUUUUUUUAUGUCUAAACAAGGAUCAGAAAGAUAAAUUAAGGAUAAUGGUUGAGGAAAAAUUAUCCACGAUUUACAUCGAUCUGACAUUACAUUAUCCAAGGAAUAUUUUUAAAAUUCCAAAUUUGGGAAAAAUUGUUGGUGCUUUACUCGUUCGUUAUAAUCAAAUUGAAAACAAACAAAAUAACAUGUUUGAGAAACGGUAUUUAUACAAUCUUUUGUUAACUAUUCGUUUGUUUUUGGAACAAAUAAGCAAUGAACCUGGAUGAUGGUAAUGUCUAAUUUAAUUGAAGUGAUGAUUUUGCUGUAAUAAAAAAAAGAUAUUAUAAUACAAAUUGA
This is a messenger RNA of Dermatophagoides farinae (American house dust mite), 1117 nucleotides long. RefSeq lists its product as uncharacterized. The record is from RefSeq and is a predicted model, not a curated record. Lineage: Eukaryota; Metazoa; Arthropoda; Arachnida; Sarcoptiformes; Pyroglyphidae.